CAAAUUUUCGCGUUGGAUAAAUAGAGCUUCAAACGCCUUUACACUUUUAGAUUCAAUAUUCAAUUUUAUCUCUAUUUGGCAGUUAUCGGUUGUUCCGUCACUUUACUUUAACAACUCAACAUGUCCGGAGGUCUGAAAGUUCUUGCUCUGCAAAAGGAUGAUGUCACGAAGAUGCUGGCCGCUGGCACCCAUCUUGGAGCCGGAAACGUUAACUUUCAAAUGUUGAGUUACGUGUUCAAGAAGAGGAACGACGUUUGCAUCAUUGAUGUAAAAAAGACCUGGGAGAAGCUCCUUCUAGCCGCACGUGUGAUCGCUAGUAUCGAGAACCCCGCUGACGUUUGUGUCAUCUCAUCGAGAAACUACGGACAGAGAGCCGUCCUGAAGUUUGCUCUUCACACCGGAGCUACUGCCAUCGCCGGCCGAUUUACCCCUGGUACAUUCACUAAUCAGAUCCAGGCUGCUUUCAAGGAGCCCAGACUUCUGGUUGUGACCGACCCCUGUGCCGAUCACCAGGCUAUCAUGGAGAGCAGUUACGUUAACAUCCCCGUUAUCUCUUUCUGCAACACCGAUUCCCCCACCAAGUACGUCGACAUUGCCAUCCCCGCUAACAUCAAGAGCAUCCACUCUGUUGGUCUUAUGUGGUGGCUGCUGGCUCGGGAAGUACGCAGAAUGAGAGGAGAUACCCCACGAACCAUCGACUGGGAUGUCAUGCCCGAUCUGUACUUCUUCCGCGAGGAGACCAAGGAGGAGGAAGAGGUUGCCGAGGUACCUGAAGUACAACCUGCUCAGGAUACUUACAACGCCGCUCCUGUCGUCGCUGAUCCCUUCGCUGUUGCCGCCGAACCUUUGGCCGCUGCUGCUGAACCUCUCACCAUGAUCGCACCUGCUUCCACCUUCCCAGCUAAAGAAGAGUGGGUAGCCGAGCCUGCCACUGGCGGUGCUGAUUGGGGAGCUGAGGCCACUACUACUGACUGGGGUGCUGAAGGCACUGUUGACUGGACCACCUAAACCCUGAAUGUUCAGUUUUAAUAUUUAUUUUAA
Bolinopsis microptera is the source of this 1041-nucleotide messenger RNA. Its product is annotated as small ribosomal subunit protein uS2-like. Gene Ontology annotation, biological process: cytoplasmic translation; ribosomal small subunit assembly. Gene Ontology annotation, molecular function: structural constituent of ribosome. The transcript has 4 exons. Gene Ontology annotation, cellular component: ribosome; 90S preribosome; cytosolic small ribosomal subunit. The record is from RefSeq and is a predicted model, not a curated record. Lineage: Eukaryota; Metazoa; Ctenophora; Tentaculata; Lobata; Bolinopsidae. The coding region runs from base 121 to 1008 and encodes 295 amino acids.